Molecule: messenger RNA, 1239 nt
Organism: Caenorhabditis auriculariae
Lineage: Eukaryota; Metazoa; Nematoda; Chromadorea; Rhabditida; Rhabditidae
Source: the annotation of a GenBank genome assembly
AUGCUCGCGGCGAUGACUAUCAAGUUUCAGUGUGAAUGGCGCGGUAGCUUCCUGCAUUCCGUGAUGUGGCAGUCCGAGCAAGAAGUCAACAAUUCUGCCGGCCCUUCGAGAUCUUCAAACGGAAAGUCGAAGCCGACGAAACAUGCGUCCAGCACUACUAACUUGGCGCGAAGCCAAAGCUCGACGUCGCUUCUGAAAAGGGCGAUCAGCUUCCAGGUUCGUUCUUAGUUUACUUGAAAAUUUUCGCGCUUCGAGAAAAAAAAUCGUUUUGCUCUAGCCUCUAACCUACACAUAGUGAUAUGUUAUCAAUGGAAUUAUUGUUCCUCUUUUUUCGCCGCUAAGUGGAAUGCCUUGGCAAUCUCAAAAACGUCUUGAUACUAAUACUCUGAAAGAUAGACUUCGGGAAAAGGUAUAUUUUUCAUAAGUGAACUAUAUAUCAAGUGCAAACCAUUCUGGUGUUUUCAUGAAAUUUCGAAUUUUUGGAUCUUUUCACUUUAUUUUUUGACAUUAGAAGACUGUCAGAGAAAAUUCUUCCUCCUUUUAUCGUUAAAAAAAAUUAUUUUAGAAGUUUUCAUCAAAUCUCGAGAUUGCCUUGACUUCGCAGAAAAACAAGUUUUCGAAAAUAUCCCAUAUAAGUCAUUUUAGGUCGGGCUCGUUCAAAUUUUCAUAAAAAAACAGAAAAAAAUAUUCAGAACCUUUACUUUUUCGAAUUGAUUUGGAGAUCUUCUUAUCAACUUAUUUUUCUCAGUUUUUGUCAAGAAACACUGAAAGUGUGGUGGAUCGGGAGAAACGGGCAUUUAUCAAGAUGCGGUACAAGGACAUCUCGAAAUACGUCAUAUGGCCGUCAUGCAGGCUGCCUGAUCAGAAAGAUUUUCCGGUAACAAUUAUUUUUUCAGUCAAAGAGAGCUUUUUUCGAUAUCCUAGAUAUUCCAGCGCGUAAAUGAUAACGUUUUUAGAUUGCUCUUUUGGGCAGAUUUCAACCAAAAACCCAAUAAAAACGUUCAGAAGAACCCUCCUCUGGUGCCAACGUCUCCAAAAGAUCCACGAACAGUCCUUCUCCAACCUGAGCUUGAAGAUCACCGCUCUCCCUACUUACCUUGCACAAUUAACCACGUUUUACGGUCCGACUCGGAAGAUUCCAGUGAUGCGGAGCAAGUCUUAGAAAUGACCAGGUGUGCCUUACCUUUUUGAAAAUAUGCUACUUUUUUUUGCAGAUGCUCCACGCCGGAGAACAACUGA